Messenger RNA from Sinocyclocheilus anshuiensis, 3376 nucleotides. RefSeq names its product TBC1 domain family member 2A-like. Gene Ontology annotation, molecular function: GTPase activator activity; small GTPase binding. The transcript has 15 exons. The record is from RefSeq and is a predicted model, not a curated record. Gene Ontology annotation, biological process: regulation of GTPase activity. Bases 16 to 2865 code for a protein of 949 amino acids. Lineage: Eukaryota; Metazoa; Chordata; Actinopteri; Cypriniformes; Cyprinidae.
CAGUGUUUGAAGGCGAUGAUAUUCAUGACACGCUUCCCUAAAGACAUCUGUAAGUGCCACGAGACGCGCCCUGGACAGACGCAUGGAGUAAAGAUCACUGAACUUUUCAACAGAGAAGAUAACCAGAUGGAGAGCGAUGGAAGCUCCAGCACGCCACCUCCACCGGAUGUGCACGUAUCUCCUGCAGAUGAGUGUGUCGGCUCUGACAAGACCCAACAACAGAGUUUGGGUCGAUCAGAUGGGGCUCAGGAUAAGAAUGACACCCAGAUCCAUGCUGCUCUUCCUGAUGGGACCUCUGCCACCCUCAGAGGGACACCCACUUCUUCCAGCACUAAACUAUGUGGCUACCUCAACAAGCAGGGUGGACCCCUCAAAGCCUGGAAGUCCCGCUGGUUUGUCUACGAGGAGAAGAGCUGUCAGCUGUUUUACUACCGUAUGGCACAGGACAUCAAUCCUCUGGGUAAGGUGGAUCUGUCUCGUGCCACGUUCAGUUACCCUCUGCAGGGAGAGGAAGGAACCUUUCACAUACAGACACCAGAGCGCACUGCCAUUCUCAAGGCAGCUAACAGGGAUGCCCAGAUGUACUGGUUGCAGCAGCUGCAGUUGAAACGUACAUUAUACAGGGAGCAGCAUGCUGAACAUAAGUCCAUAUCCAAACCACACAGCCACAAAUUGGAAAGCACCCCAUCAGCAAACAACUGCCGUGCUGACUUCUUGCCCAUAGUGAAGACACCUUCUGGCCUGGUGGGUGAAGAAGCUGCCAGUCUGCCUGCACCUGGAUUAAACAGCCCGCUCAACAUGUCAAUCAAACAUCCACUAAUUGGGCUGCAGAACACAGUGCACAGUUUCCGUAACCGGCACUCACAGGAAAUUAGACAAAGUGUUUUCCAUAUUGAUGACUCAACUGACAAACAAAAAACACCCUCAUCUAAGACAUCCACUUUAGCGGUUCCCACAUCCAGUUCAUCUCAAAGCCCAGAAUCCCCUGCUAAUGCCAGGUCUGAGCAAGAUCUCUCCACCAUUUCACCAAUCAGAAAGAGUAGCAAAGAAAAGUCCACAUCACUGGAGCUCAAGGACACAUCUCGACUUCAACAUGAAAAACUUUACCUGGCAGAAGAGGUCAAAGCGCAGAAGGAGUUGGUGUUGCUGUUACAUAAGGUGCUAGAAGCUGCUCAGCUGGAGAAGCGCACCUGUGCUCAGUUUCUAGCCGCUGAGGGAGAGCAGGAGCGCUUGGAGCUCCUUAGACACGGCGAGAGGCGUGCGGCCGAACUGCAAGACCAUCUGGAGUCCCUGCAGCAAGAGAACGAGAACCUACGGAGGGAUCUGAACCAGAGGGACGCCCAUAUCGCCGAACUCCAGGAGAGCGUCCAGCUCCUGAUGCACAAGAAUCAGGCCAAACAGGAAGUGAUAGUGAAGCUGUCUGAGAAGUUAGCAGUCUGUGGGGAAGACCAGCAGUGCACCAAUGGGCUGCAAUCAGAGGCCUUAAAACAGCUAACAAUCGAGAAUGAGAAUUUGAAAGAUGAUUUGAAGGCAUAUAAAACUCAGAACCAGUACCUAAACUCUGAGAUCUAUCAUCUGACGACACUUUGGAGAAAAAGUUGCGAACAGGAGCAAAGUCUGAUAGUAAAGUGUGCUGUUCUGGAGGCCAACAGCUGUAAGAUGGAAAGCAGAUACCUGGGAAUCCUCCAAAAGCUCCAGGAGAGUAAGGAAUUGAAUCCAGAGCAGAGAGAAGCGGUCAAGAAGGUGGUUAAGGAUGCAGUUCGGGCAGACCUGAGCACUGCCGUCAAACUAAACUUAAUCAGGGAUUACGAUGAAUAUGGAUUUACGAUUGCAAUGGACUACAAAAUUGAGGACCUGAAGCUCUUGUUGGCUCGUUGCGCUCAGCUCCUGUUUGGACGCCCUGAAGGAGAACUGUCUUCAUCCACAGAACUGAAGAAUCUCCUCCGGACGGGCUUACCACGCGAGUACCGUGCGAGGGUUUGGCGCUUUAUUAUACAGACUAGGACCAAGUCUCUAAAAGAGCGUCAACCCGACCGCUAUCAGGAACUGUGCGAGAAGAGCAGAACCUCGCCUCACCUGGUGCCCAGACAGAUCCAGCUGGACCUGGAUCGUACGCUGACCUCCAAUCAAUACUUUUCCCCUCCUUCAAGCCCCUUGAUUCAGAAGCUGGAGAGAGUUCUGCAGGCGUUCUCUUGGCAAAACCCUACCAUCGGCUACGUACAGGGACUCAACAGACUGGCAGCCAUUGCUCUGCUGGUACUACAGGAUGAGGAAGAUGCCUUCUGGUGCUUGGCAGUGAUUGUGGACUACAUCAUGCCUCCCCAUUACUACACUAAAGACCUGGUGGGCUGUCAGGCUGACCAGCGUGUGCUAAAGGACCUCAUGUCUGAGAAGCUGCCUCGACUCACGGCUCAUCUGGAAGCGCUAAAAGUAGACGUGUCACUCAUCACUGUUGAAUGGUUUCUGGUGUUGUUCGUUGAGAGUCUGCCUACACGCAUACUGUUUAAAGUAUGGGACGCCUUCCUGUAUGAGGGCAUCAAGGUGAUAUUUCGCUAUGCAUUGGCUCUUUUCAAAUACAAAGAGGAAAUCAUCUUAAAGAUCGAUGACAGUGUUGAGAUGUACCAGUAUCUCCGCAUCUUCCCCUACACCAUUGCAGAUGGAAGGAAGCUGACAAGCAUUGCCUUCAACGAUAUGAACCCACUGCCCAUGAAGCUGCUACAGAACCGUCGCGCCGCACAUCUGGAACGCCUCCAUGCUGAGAUUAAAGAGCUGGAGAACUUACGGAAAGCAUACAAAGCUGAACAAGUCCAGUGCAAAGACAAAGAGCUGGACACCCUGGCUAGUGAGGAUGAAGAGGAGGUAUAAGACAUCAAACAUAAGCUCUUGAUGCAUGUGCUGAAGCCUUGAAUGCUGAGUGAGAAACACUAAAGAAAAAGAACUCCUCGACAUUUAUUCACCCUCAUGUUGUUCCAAACCCACAAGUAUAAGUUCUUUUCCAUUUAAUGAAAGUGAAUGGAGAUGGCACAAUAAAUUAAUCUAUUUAACCAUAUUCCAAGUCUUCCAAAGCUAUAUAAUGAGUGGAUAUAUGACGAGGAAAAGACCAAACACAAAUAUCAUUUGCAAAAAAAAAAAAAAUCUGUCCAUCAGCAACUUUUUAGUGCUUUUAUCAGAAUGAUAUGAAGGUGAGGAAAUGAUAGCAAAGACACAGCAUAAAUGGUUUGACCAAAAUGGUCAUUUUAUCAGCAAGAAAGCAGCACUGAUCUUAGUAUUGGGCAUGUUGAGGCCCUAUUUAUUUGGACUGAUAUGCAUAAGCACUACUGUUCAAAAGUUUGGGGUCAGUAAUAUGUAUAAUUAUAAAUUAAUUAAUAAUUCAAUU